Molecule: messenger RNA, 1299 nt
Organism: Penicillium mononematosum
Lineage: Eukaryota; Fungi; Ascomycota; Eurotiomycetes; Eurotiales; Aspergillaceae
Exons: 4
Coding region: 1-1299 (432 amino acids)
Molecular function (GO): acyltransferase activity, transferring groups other than amino-acyl groups
Source: RefSeq, a predicted model, not a curated record
AUGGCAUCGCAAUCUUACGUCUUGGGGGUGGGAAUGACCCAAUUUCUUAAACCACGUCGCACUCGUGAAUACCCAGAACUCGGUUACGAGGCAGCAGUCAAAGCCUUAAUUGAUGCACAUAUCACAUACGAUGAUGUACAGGCAGGUGUAGCCUGCUAUUGUUAUGGCGACACAACUUCUGGUCAGCGGAUCAUGUACCAGCUAGGAAUGACGGGGAUUCCGAUUUACAACACCAACAAUGCAUGUGCCACCGGUUCUACUGGCCUUCAUCUUGCUCGCACUCUGGUCAAAGGAGGCCAGGCCGAUUGUGUCCUCGUUGUUGGCUUCGAACAGAUGCGCCCAGGGUCGAUCAAGAGUGUAUGGGACGAUCGGCCCAGUCCAUUGGGUCCAUCGACCAAAAUGAUGGAGGACACUUUCGGUAGACACCAGAGCCCUCGAAAUGCCCAGUACUUUGGAAAUGCCGGACAGGAGUACAUGGACAAAUAUGGCGCCAAAGCGGAAGAUUUCGCUGAAAUUGCCCGGGUGUCGCAUGAACACUCCCAAAGAAACCCGUACGCUCAGUUCCGAACUGCAUACUCUCUGGACCAAAUUUUAGACCCGAAGACGCAGAUCUAUGGACCCUUGACCAAGCUCCAGUGCUCCCCAACGAGUGAUGGCGCCGCAGCGGCCAUCAUUGUGUCCCAACGGUUCUUGGAUGCGCGUCCUCAUCUCGAAUCCCAGGCAAUUCUCAUGGCCGGCCAACAGCUGUUGACCGAUGGCCCAGAGGUAUAUUCCCGGAGCGCAAUAGACCUCGUCGGGUUCAAUAUGUCACGCCAAGCCGCGCAGCUGGCCAUGCAGGAGGCUGGUGUCGGAGCAAAAGAUAUCAAGGAAAGGCCCACGAGAUGGUUCGUCGGGGGGGAUAUCACAUAUGGCGGUCGCGGCCUAGUCGUCAACCCAUCUGGCGGGUUGAUCUCAAAAGGUCACCCUCUAGGGGCCACAGGGCUGGCUCAGUGUGCGGAGCUCACAUGGCAGCUCCGCGGUUGGGCCAACAAUCGUCUGGUGUCCGGUACUGAUGUCGCCUUGCAGCACAAUCUCGGGUUGGGGGGAGCAGUGGUGGUAACUAUAUAUAAGCGAGCCGAUGGACAGGUCAGCCGUCCCAUUGCAGAUGAAGAUAUCAAGAGGGUUUCUGGUUUGGAAUAUAAUCCUGCAGUCGAAGCUCGGUAUAUCACCCCUCAGGACGGUGAACGCGUCCGCAGCAAAACAAAACGUCACAAGUAUCCGCUCCAAGAAACGGUCGAGAAGCUCAAAGCGCGCAUCUAA